This is a messenger RNA of Brassica napus (rape), 1869 nucleotides long. RefSeq lists its product as uncharacterized. Gene Ontology annotation, molecular function: nucleic acid binding; zinc ion binding. Bases 1 to 1869 code for a protein of 622 amino acids. The record is from RefSeq and is a predicted model, not a curated record. Lineage: Eukaryota; Viridiplantae; Streptophyta; Magnoliopsida; Brassicales; Brassicaceae. The transcript has 2 exons.
AUGCCUUUGUCUCCAGACCCGUACUUCAUGGACAUCGAGGUGAAUGUGGUACACGAUAGUCCAGUGCACAGAGAUCAUCCCGCAGCUCCUGCAUCUCCUGCCGCUCAUAUUCCACCAGCCCCUGCCACACCUAUUCCAGCAGCACAACCUGAACCAGCGCCAACUGAUCCAGCUGUAAUAGCACUUCUAGAACAGAUGGCUGAGAGUGUGAAUUUUCAACAUCAAGCACUGAAUGCACAGCGUGACGCACAGCGUGACGCACAGCGUGACGCACAGCGUAACGCACAGCGUGCUCAGCCAGGUCCAGUACCUACCACUUCUCAUCCAGACUUCCUGAAGAUAGUCAUGAUUAUGAAGAACUUGGGGACGAAGCAUUACAAGGGAGGCACUGAUCCCUUUGAAGCUGAUGCGUGGCUUCACAAUCUCGAGCAGAACUUUGCUGCAACCAGUUGUCCAGAAGAAUUCAAGAAGGACGUGGCUGUUUACUAUCUAGAGAAGGACGCCAUCAGUUGGUGGUUAUGUGUAGAGAGGAACUUUGGAGACUUCGAUCUGUGUUGGGCUGACUUCCGCACAACGUUCGUUCGAAAGUACUUCCCACCGGAGGCCCGUGAUCGUUUGGAGAUUAAGUUCAUGGAGCUAGUUCAGGGAGGAUUAUAUAUUAGGAAGUAUGAGGUAGAGUUCACCCGCCUCAGGAAGUAUGUCCACUAUGGUCGGCAGGACGAGAUGAUGAUUAUCCGUAAGUUCCUUCGAGGACUUAACCCAAAUAUCAGGAGCAGACUUGAGACAGUAGAGUUUCAUAGGCUUGUUGAUCUUGUUGAGCGUGCUGUGAACGUUGAGGAGGCCAUUGCUGCUGAGAGAGCUUCUUCUAGCAAUUCCGCACAACCUAGACGUCCAUCUGUUACGUUCCAUCCUCAGCCGUAUUCUGCUAUGCAGCGAGGACGAGGAGCCCUGACUUGUUUCACUUGUGGCCAGCUGGGCCAUGUUAGGCGAGAUUGUCCGAACGUGGGACAGUUCCAACCGGCUGUACCAUCUCACAUCACUUGUUUCACGUGUGGAGAGCGAGGACAUUACGCGACAUCAUGUCCGCGCACUCAUCUUGCUCAGCCUGUUCUUUCGAGUGCUCGACCCGUUGGACCAGUUAACCCACCUUUACCCUUACCUCCUGCUAAGCGUCCAGCCAUUGCUGGUAGGGCUUACGAUUUAGAGUUACCAGGACCAUCCGGACCCGGACCACCUCAGGGUCCGAUUUCAGGGACUUUUCUUAUGGGUGGAAUAUCUGCCCAUAUCCUUUUCGAUUCGGGAGCAACACAUAGUUUUGUAGCUCCCGAAGUAGCAUCUAGAUUUGAUGAAGAAUUCACUAAGGUGAAUUUAUCCAUUCCCGUUCUAACUCCCAGAGAUCAAGUUCUUGAAACUGAAGGAUGUAUUCUAAGAGUUCCAAUCAUUAUCCAAGAUAUGGUUUUUCCGGUUCAUUUGUUAGUUCUCCCAUUAGAGAGGUACGAGGUAAUCUUAGGGAUGGAUUGGCUGUCAAGUUACCGAGCUCACCUUGAUUGUGGUCGAGGGAAGAUUGUUUUCGAGAGAGAUACCCAAACCCCUUUAGCUUACCAUGGCGUAGUACCAAGUGUUGGAGUGUCAUUAGUAUCAGCCUUGAGAAUUGAAAACCUGUUGGAGAAGGGUGAAGAAGUGUACUUAGUGACCUUGGUUGCUGGACCAGUAGAAGACGAGAAAGAGGAGAACAUGGAAGAAAUACCAGUAGUCAGAGAAUAUGAGGACGUGUUUAAGGCAUUAGAGGGAUUGCCGCCGUCUAGGAGUAACCCCUUUAGUAUAACCUUAGAACCCGGAUCAGCUGCAAUAGCAAAGGCACCAUACUGA